AUGGCCCCGUGUCUUACGGCUUCCCGACACACGCUCACGGGGUCUACCCCUUCUCGCGUCUGCCAGCUGACUGGCGGUACAUGUUUCGUACGUUACUCUCCUGGACGGCUGCCGGAAGCUCUUGCAAAGUUGUCCACGAACAUCCACCUUCCUGCACGACCAUCCACCUUCCUGCACGACCAUCCACCUUCCUGCACGACCAUCUCCUUCCUGCACGACCAUCCACCUUCCUGCACGACCAUCCACCUUCCUGCACGACCAUCUCCUUCCUGCACGACCAUCCACCUUCCUGCACGACCAUCCACCUUCCUGCACGACCAUCCACCUUCCUGCACGACCAUCUCCUUCCUGCACGACCAUCUCCUUCCUGCACGACCAUCCAUAUUCAGCCCGAACAUCCGCCUUAAGCACGACCAUUCAUCUUCAGCACGAAUAUCCACCUUCAGCACGACCAUCCACCUUCAGCACGACCAUCCACCUUCAGCACGACCAUCCACCUUCAGCACGACCAUCCACCUUCAGCACGACCAUCCACCUUCAGCACGAAUAUCCACCAUCAGCACGACCAUUCAUCUUCAGCACGACCAUCCACCUUCAGCACGAAUAUCCACCAUCAGCACGACCAUCCACCUUCAGCACGACCAUCCACCAUCAGCACGACCAUCCACCUUCAGCACGACCAUCCACCUUCAGCACGACCAUCCACCUUCAGCACGACCAUCCACCUUCAGCACGACCAUCCACCUUCAGCACGACCAUCCACCUUCAGCACGACCAUCCACCUUCAGCACGACCAUCCACCUUCAGCACGAAUAUCCACCAUCAGCACGACCAUCCACCUUCAGCACGACCAUCCACCAUCAGCACGACCAUCCACCAUCAGCACGACCAUCCACCAUCAGCACGACCAUCCACCUUCAGCACGACCAUCCACCUUCAGCACGACCAUCCACCAUCAGCACGACCAUCCACCUUCAGCACGACCAUCCACCUUCAGCACGACCAUCCACCUUCAGCACGACCAUCCACCUUCAGCACGACCAUCCACCUUCAGCACGAAUAUCCACCUUCAGCACGACCAUCCACCUUCAGCACGACCAUCCACCUUCAGCACGACCAUCCACCUUCAGCACGAAUAUCCACCUUCAGCACGACCAUCCACCAUCAGCACGACCAUCCACCAUCAGCACGACCAUCCACCUUCAGCACGACCAUCCACCUUCAGCACGACCAUCCACCAUCAGCACGACCAUCCACCAUCAGCACGACCAUCCACCUUCAGCACGACCAUCCACCUUCAGCACGACCAUCCACCUUCAGCACGACCAUCCACCUUCAGCACGACCAUCCACCUUCAGCACGACCAUCCACCUUCAGCACGACCAUCCACCUUCAGCACGACCAUCCACCUUCAGCACGACCAUCCACCAUCAGCACGACCAUCCACCAUCAGCACGACCAUCCACCAUCAGCACGACCAUCCACCUUCAGCACGACCAUCCACCUUCAGCACGACCAUCCACCUUCAGCACGACCAUCCACCUUCAGCACGACCAUCCACUUUCGCCACGUAAUCUAGCUCUGAUAGAACUAUCAGGUCAUAUAUCCAAAUUUUAA
Messenger RNA from Procambarus clarkii (red swamp crayfish), 1617 nucleotides. The record is from RefSeq and is a predicted model, not a curated record. Lineage: Eukaryota; Metazoa; Arthropoda; Malacostraca; Decapoda; Cambaridae.